AUGUGGAAGAAAUGUACAAAAAAGAUUAAAACUUAUGGAUCUCUUGAUAAAAUCAAGCAAUACUUAUUUGAUCCUUCAUAUACAUCAUUAAUCAAAUGGAUUGUCAUUACCAUCGAACUGUUACUAAAUAUAUACAUCAUACAAACUGUGAAUUACACGGAAAUCGACUGGAAGGCAUAUAUGCAAGAAGUGGAAGGCGUCUUGGUAAAUGGUACAUUUGAUUAUAGUAAACUCAAAGGAGAUACCGGACCUUUGGUGUACCCUGCUGGAUUUGUUUAUGUAUUUUCUGUGCUGUACUAUUUAACUGAAUAUGGAAAGAAUAUUAAAACUGGCCAAUAUAUAUUUAUGUUGUUGUAUUUGGUAAAUAUAUAUUUAGUAUUCAAAAUACAUGAACGCAGUAAAAAAGUUCCACCUUGUGUUAUGCUAUUACAAUGUUUUUCAUCUUAUCGUAUCCAUUCAAUUUAUGUUCUGCGCCUAUUUAAUGAUCCAAUUGCUGUAAUAUUGCUUUACUUGUCUAUACACAUGUUUCUUAAAAACAAAUGGACUAUUGGUAGUAUUAUUUACAGUUUGGCUGUUUCUAUUAAAAUGAAUAUCUUACUGUAUUCUCCAGCACUUUUGAUAGCAUAUCUUACAAAAUUUGGCAUUCGAGGAACAAUUAAACAUAUUACUUAUUGUGCUCUGGUACAGUUAUUAUUAGGAUUGCCAUUUCUAAUUAAUAACCCCAUAAACUAUUUACGAGGAGCUUUCGACUUAUCCAGAGUAUUUUUAUAUAAAUGGUCUGUAAAUUGGAAAUUUGUCCCAUCUAACAUAUUUGUAAGUGGAUAUUUCCAUAUACUUUUACUAGCCAUACAUCUAACAGUAUUGUUAUGGUUCACUGCCACAUGGAUAAAAUUUUUGAACUCUUAUGCCAGAAUGAAACAAAUUGAACACGAUUUAAAGCCACAACUAAAGAAGAAGAAAAUCCACAUCAAUAUGGAUAUCAGUGCAAAUUUAUUUUUAAUACCUAUGUUUUCAGCUAAUUUUAUUGGAAUAAUGUUCAGCCGCUCACUACAUUAUCAAUUUUAUGUUUGGUAUUACCAUACAUUGCCGUUUUUAUUAUGGUCUACCCCUUAUGGAAAUAUAUUUAGAUUAAUUGUACUGGGCCUUAUUGAAAUCUGUUGGAACACAUUUCCAGCUACUGCAUUUAGCAGUGCUUUAUUACAUGUCUGUCAUUGUAUUAUUUUGUAUGGAUUGCAUAGGUACAGGUAUAGAUUUGGGUCUAUAAAAAAAAAAUAG
This is a messenger RNA of Cinara cedri, 1275 nucleotides long. NCBI's taxonomy places the organism in Eukaryota, Metazoa, Arthropoda, Insecta, Hemiptera, Aphididae. The record is from the annotation of a GenBank genome assembly.